Linepithema humile (Argentine ant) is the source of this 2216-nucleotide messenger RNA. RefSeq names its product lethal-(2)-denticleless (gene l(2)dtl). Lineage: Eukaryota; Metazoa; Arthropoda; Insecta; Hymenoptera; Formicidae. The record is from RefSeq and is a predicted model, not a curated record. Gene Ontology annotation, cellular component: nucleus. Gene Ontology annotation, biological process: mitotic G2 DNA damage checkpoint signaling; proteasome-mediated ubiquitin-dependent protein catabolic process. Gene Ontology annotation, molecular function: protein-macromolecule adaptor activity; protein binding.
ACAUAUUUCCCGCGUAUAGUGUUGCGCCGCGCUUAAUAAACAAUCUCUCUCUCCUACGCUGUUUAAUAUUUUACGCAUUUCUCACUAUUGUAUUAAUGUCAGCGUAACAUGAACAUAGUAAACGCCAUCCAGAGACGAGAGGGAGGAUUUGAGUCAGUACACAAUUAUGACAUUGCUCUUUCCCGUUUGAAAUGUUACCACGACGAUGUAUAUUAUGGAAUAACACCGAAUAUCAAUGCGGCUGAUUUUAAUCCCGCGCCACCGGUGUUUGCAUGUCGUUUUUGUACCACACCAGGAUAUGAGGAAAUUAUUGCUUUGGCGAAUGAGGAUGGAAAGAUUGCUCUUCAAAAUACAAGAAUUAAAGGGAAAAAUGAUGAACCAUUGGAAGGAACACAGGCGCAUUGCAAUGCAAUAUUUGAUCUUGCAUGGAUGCCUGGAGAGUUGAAGCUGGUUACAGCAUCAGGAGAUCAUACAGCCCGUCUAUGGGAUGUUUCGAGAUCUGAAGUAGAACAAAUUGAUUGCUUUCACGCACAUACACGGAGUGUAAAGACAGCAGUAUUUCGUUAUCAGGACAAAGCGGUAUUUGCAACGGGUGCUAGAGAUGGCUCUAUUAUGAUGUGGGAUAUUAGAGCCAACCACACAGAUCAACGUAGGCCGGAUAAUUGCAUUGUCAAUGCACACAGUGCUGGCAAUACAAGCAAUAGAAGACGAAAGGCAUCUAAUCAAAUAUCACGAAUGCAAAGUAUUACCGGUUUAGUCUUCCAAGACGAUUUCACGUUAAUCUCGUGUGCUGCAGGCGAUGGUUUAAUAAAAGUGUGGGAUUUACGCAAGAAUUACGCAGUUCACAAAAAAGAACCGAUAGCUAAGCAUCUAAUAAAUUUCACAGGCACUGGUAUUAAGAACGGCUUUUCUUCAUUGUUAAUAUGUCCAGCUAGGAUUACAUUAUACGCAAGUUGUAUGGAUAGUACUAUAUAUGCUUAUAACAUAUCAUCCUAUAAUCGCAAACCAGUGGCGAAGUAUCAUGGUCAUCAAAAUUUUACAUAUUAUGUAAAGACUUGUUUGAGUUCUGAUGGUCGCUAUCUUGCCAGUGGAUCUAGUAAUAAUUAUGCGUACAUUUGGCGCACAAACAAACCUGGUGGACCACUAGUUAAACUUUACGGUCACACACAAGAAGUGACUUGUAUUGCGUGGUGCAAUGUCGGCGAAACUAAGAUAGUAACUUGCUCCGAUGAUUCUCGCCACAGAAUAUGGAGAGUUGGAUUCGAACAUAAAGUGGAGAAUGAAGAAGUGACAAUACGCGGGAGUGCUAAGUUUGCAGUGGAUAAUAUUAAUUUGAAUUUAAAACUUGUCUCGCUUUCUUCAACCUCAAUUACUAAUCGGGAAGUUGCACUGCACUCUAGCAUAACACCGGGAGUUACGACCCCUGAGCCUACCAACGAAGAUAUAAUGCCUGAACCUAGCAACAAGGAUGCAAUGCCUGAGCCUAGCAAUGAAGAUGCAAUGCUGAAGUCUGGCAAUGAGAAUGAUAUUAGCUAUUACAAGCCCAAUAAUUCCAAACGUAGUCAUCUUCAAAUGAUGAUAGGAUCAAGACUUGAGGGAAAAUACAAGUCUAUUUUAUCUCCUAUUUACGAAAAUCACGAAACAAUUGCGAAACGGACUUGCACGGACAAUCAUGAUACGCAAAGGCUAUUUAAUCCGAAUGCCGAAGCCAUUACCAGUACGAGUGUAGAUUAUGAUUCGGACGAGCAUAGUAUAGGCCAAUCUACGUACACAAGCAAAGAUGACGGAAUUCUUUUUUCGCCUACGUCAAACUUACCAAAUUUCGUGAUAGACGGUACAGCGCCACAUUUGCUUGAAAUAUCGCCACAAAAGUACAAAGAAAACGUCGAUUGGCUGACAAAAAUGAGGAAGGAAAGAUAUGAACAGAGAAAAGCUACCGUAAAUUCAAGCAGCCCCCAGAAUCAAACGACACCUUCACGAAGAAUGAAUAAAUUGCGAUCGACCGAAUCUCAAAAAGUAACAAAAACGAUAAAAGGCACCUCUCUCCUGAAUUUUUUCAAAGCCAUCAAUAAAGAUCGCGAAAAGAGUCCUCGUUCGGAAAAUAGUAAUAUUAUACCUUCGACGAGUAUAUCCUAAUGUUAAACAGAAUAUAUAUACGCGCGCGCGCGCACACACACGCACACACAUACACACACACCGGCGGAUCCUGAUGUCGA